Molecule: messenger RNA, 3047 nt
Organism: Pseudocercospora fijiensis CIRAD86
Lineage: Eukaryota; Fungi; Ascomycota; Dothideomycetes; Mycosphaerellales; Mycosphaerellaceae
Exons: 1
Coding region: 1-2901 (966 amino acids)
Biological process (GO): double-strand break repair via homologous recombination; reciprocal meiotic recombination
Cellular component (GO): nucleus
Molecular function (GO): ATP-dependent chromatin remodeler activity; DNA translocase activity; ATP binding
Source: RefSeq, a predicted model, not a curated record
AUGAAGCCCUUCAAGCCGCCGAGUCUGGUCAAUCGGCCUGCUCAAGUGCCAUCGCCGCCUUUGGGCGGACCCCCUGCAAAGAGGCGUCGUAUCAGCAAACAAGGCGACGAGGAAGACGGUGUGGAGUCGACCAUUGCUGCCGCAAAGAUUCUGUCGACUGCGCCCAGCACAAAACCACUUCUUCCAUCGCAAAAAUUCCAGCCACCAGCGAUUCGGAAGCCUCUCACUCCACUCCCCAAUGCAUCCUCUCAACCUGCGACCCAGCCUGAGGAUGCUCUUCAAACCUAUUAUCUGGUCUUGUGGCGGAAGUUCACAACGAAGAAGAACAAGACUUGGGAUGGUGAUGGUGUGCUCUCCGUCUCUGGCAAGUCUGGUGUCCUUCAGGACAUCUGUGGUAAAGAACUCGGUCGUGGGGUGGUCAGAGGCCCACUUCUGUCUGGCUCAGAGCUCUCCAUAGGUGGCAAGGAGGUGGAGGUCGAUAACAUUCUUCCCAGAGAAGAAUAUAUCUCUGGUCGUGUCUUUCUCGGCACCAAAAAGUCUACGCCUGCGCCCUCGUUGAAGGAGAUUGAUAAGACCAAUCGCGUUUCACAGAAGGCACAGGCGAAGCAUAAGAAGCUUGCUGAAUCCCAGAAGGAACGUUUGACCACAGCCAUCGCUUCAACUCAAUCUACAAAGUCCACCUUCAAGACUCCGCUCCUACACAACACGGUCGAGUCAACAUCAAAGACUUCGAAAAUUCCCGAACCGCGCCAUGACCCCAAGGGUGAGAAUGCUCUGGUCAUGAAGCGACUGGCUAGUGUGCCGAAAGGUAGACAGAUUGUCGAUGUUGUCGUCGAUCCGCUGCUCACGAAACAUCUUCGAGAGCAUCAGCGUGAAGGCGUUGCAUUUCUCUACGAAUGUGUGAUGGGCAUGAAAGAUUACGAUGGCGAAGGUGCGAUCUUAGCGGAUGAAAUGGGGCUCGGAAAGACUUUGCAGACCAUUGCACUGCUGUGGACGCUUCUUAAACAGAAUCCGGUCUUCGAAGAUGCUCCUGUCAUCAAGAAGGCUCUCAUCGUCUGUCCAGUGUCAUUGAUCAAGAAUUGGCGGAACGAGUUUCGCAAGUGGCUGGGCAGCGAGCGCAUCGGCGUAUUUGUUGCUGAUGACAACAAGAUGCGACUCACGGAUUUCACGAAAGGCAGAGCCUAUCACGUAAUGAUCAUCGGCUAUGAGAAGCUCACCAAAGUCAAGGAUCAGCUCCAAGGAGGAACUGGGAUCGACAUCGUCAUCUGUGAUGAAGGACACCGCCUCAAGACUGCAAGCAACAAGGCCGCUGGUGCUAUCAAAUCGUUGAACACCGAUCGACGAAUCAUUCUUAGCGGCACACCGAUCCAGAAUGAUCUUUCUGAAUUCUACACGAUGGUCGACUUUGUCAAUCCUAACAUCAUGAGCAAAUACACAACCUUCAAGAAGGAAUUCGAAACACCCAUCCUCAAAUCGCGACAGCCUGGUGCGUCGCAGUCUGAUCUGGAAAAGGGCGAAGCUCGAAGCGCCCAGCUCGCUGAUCUUACUGGCAAAUUUAUUCUGCGCCGCACUGCGGAGAUUUUGAAUAAGUAUCUACCACCCAAGACGGAAUAUGUGGUCUUCUGUAGACCGACAGAAGCUCAGAAGACUGUGUAUCGCAUGAUCGUCAGUUCGCAGGCGUUCAUGGCUGCAAUGAACACCAAAGCUGUGGUGUUGGAGCUCAUUAUGAUUCUCAAGAAAGUUUGCAACAGUCCCAACCUGCUGAUACAAAAGACGGGCGACAAGGAUGAGCAGACCAAGCGCUCUGACCUCUUCGAGGAUGUGCCGAAGCAUUUGCUCGGCUCUGCUGGUUCUAGUGGCAAGCUGCAGGUGUUCGAUUCCUUGCUUCACCAAAUUCACACUCAUACUGACGAAAAGGUUGUGGUCGUGAGCAAUUACACCUCCACAAUGGAUGUACUCGGUCGCCUUUUGACAUCCAUGGAUAUGAGCUUUCUUCGGCUUGAUGGAAGCACACCUACGAAUAAGCGUCAGGAGAUCGUCGAUCACUUCAACAGGUGGCCCCGUAAGAAGGCCUUCGUGCUGUUGCUGUCAGCAAAAGCAGGAGGAGUUGGUCUCAACCUGAUAGGCGCCUCCCGACUAGUCAUGUUCGAUAUGGAUUGGAACCCUGCAACCGAUCUUCAGGCCAUGGCACGCGUGCACAGAGAUGGUCAGAAGAGACCUUGCUUCAUCUACCGUCUGCUUACCCAGGGAGCUCUCGAUGAGAAGAUCUUUCAGCGCCAAGUGAGCAAGGUCGGUCUUGCAGACAGCAUCGUUGAUGGCAAAGCCGCCGCGAGUGGUUUCACGCAAGCGGAGCUCCGCGAUCUAUUCACGCUGGACGAAGGCGAAGACUGCCAGACGCAUAAACUGUUGGGAUGCAGUUGUGGUGGCAACGGGCAACCCGUUGCAGAUGUCUCGGAAAGUGAAGUCGAUUCAGAACAGACCUUCACAGAGCUCGACGAGAACGGAGUCGAGGUAUGGCGAAUGGACGGAGACUCCGACGAUGACCAUGCAUUUCUAGCACAGAAGAAGAAACAGAAGAUUCCCACCCUUGCUGAAGUCGACCGUGAUGCGCAAGAGGCAGAAAUUGAACGGAACGCCAAGGAGAGUCGUGAUUCUGCCGGUCGCGCCAAAAUGUUAAGCUUAAUGCAGUAUACGCAUUUUGACACGGCGCUUGCGCAUCACAAGCCUAACGUCGCACCAAUGAUGUCAGGCGAGGACGACGACGAAGAAUUUGACACGUCCAACAACGACUCGUCGGUUUCGGAGGUCGUCGAAAGUGCUGUGCAGGACGAUGCGCUGCGGAGCGUCAUCUGCGAGCCUGGAGGAAGGGUUGGCUUUGUUUUUGCAAAGUUGAGCUCCUAGUUCACGGGCAGUGGGCAGUACAGUAUCGAUAAAGUUGAUGGCUGAUGAUGGAAAUAGAUUCAGAUUGCUCACGAAGACAUAGAUCAGACAGCAUAGCAGUAAUUAAUGUACAGGACAGCGCAAAGCUCUGUACUGUUUGGGCUUCG